AUGAAACAUACAUUGAAAUGGGGUGAUGAAAUCGAAUAUACACUAGUUCGCUUCGAUCCUGUCACGCACAAAGCACAACUCUAUCUCGGUGCUUCAGAACUGCUCAAAACAAUGAAGAGAGAAGAGAACGAUACUGGUGGUGAGAUUACCUGGCAACCUGAAUAUGCUGAAUAUAUGAUAGAAGGAGUUCCUGGAAUACCUUUUGGAAGAUUACUGCAUGCAUUCAGUACUGUUGAAUGUAAUAUGAGAAAGCGAAGAUUAGAAUUGAUGGCUCAUCUUCCUCAGGAUUGUGUUGCCCUAACUAUAUCUGCAUUCCCGAGACUAGGCUGUGAGGAAUUUUGUUAUCCAGCUGCCAAUCCAACUCCUGAUAGUGGUGUUUCAAGGAGUCUAUUCUUUCCAGAUGCUGCUAUCAACCAAGGACAUCCACGUUUCAAAACACUGACGCGUAAUAUACGUGAACGUCGUGGAGCUAAAGUUGCUAUCAAUGCUCCUGGCAUGUUGUAUUGA
Messenger RNA from Heterobilharzia americana, 507 nucleotides. The record is from the annotation of a GenBank genome assembly. Lineage: Eukaryota; Metazoa; Platyhelminthes; Trematoda; Strigeidida; Schistosomatidae.